Culex pipiens pallens (northern house mosquito) is the source of this 393-nucleotide messenger RNA. Its product is annotated as late histone H2B.L4-like. NCBI's taxonomy places the organism in Eukaryota, Metazoa, Arthropoda, Insecta, Diptera, Culicidae. Bases 1 to 390 code for a protein of 129 amino acids. The transcript has a single exon. Gene Ontology annotation, cellular component: nucleosome. Gene Ontology annotation, molecular function: protein heterodimerization activity; DNA binding; structural constituent of chromatin. The record is from RefSeq and is a predicted model, not a curated record.
AUGCCUCCGAAAACGGCCAUCUCUAAGAAGAUGGCUGUUGGCAAGGCGUCGAAGAACAUCGUCAAGGGUGCUGCUGCUGAUGGAGGUAGAAAGGCGCGCAAAGUUCGUCGCUCGGAAAACUACCACCGGUACAUCCUGUUGGUGCUGAAGCAGGUCCACCCGGACACGCGCAUCUCGAAGAAGUCUAUGAGCAUCAUGAACAGCUUCGUGAACGACAUCUUCGAGCGGAUUGCGGCGGAAGCUUCUCGGCUGGCCCAUUACAACAAGCGGAUGACGAUUUCGUCGCGGGAGAUUCAAACGGCCGUCCGUUUGCUGCUGCCGGGAGAGCUAGCCAAGCACGCCGUGUCCGAGGGAACCAAGGCAGUCACCAAGUUUACCAGCUCCAAGUAGAGG